UCUACCGUUUAACAAGUCAUGUGUUGGAAGUUCUUGCAGGAUUUCAAACACAUCUACAAAGAGAUGUAAACUUAUUGUGCUUCUGAUUUGUGGAAUGUAUUUUUUGUUUGUUUUGUCUUUGUGGUCAGUGGGCCUUCUGACCCUGCAUGAGCACCAAGGGGAGAUGCCAGCAGACGGGGGUGUGUCGAGCUGUAAUUUUCAGUCUACGAUUGUAUUUGAGGCGGUAGAAUCAUGACAAGUAUGACUGAAAACAACAGAUUUAAACACGUCAUCUUAACAACACAGUUAUCUCUCCUAUUUGAACAUUUCAGGCUCAAACAGUUAAAGCUCCAAUCCAUAUUUACUUGGAAACCUGGAAGUAAACGGUACAGAUACAUGUGCUGAGUUAAUAAAAGGAUGACAUCUGUGUGUGUGUGUGUGUGUGUGUGUGUGUGUGUGUGUGUGUGUGUGUGUGUGUGUCUCAUCAUGGUAAAAUGAAGUCUUUAAGACAACCUACUGUAGCAGGAACUACUGCAGAAGCGGUUUUCAGUACUUUGCCAGGUGUUUAUCUUUCUGUCUGUGGACAGAUUUUGUCAGCGUUAUAGCGUCACAACUGUGCAAGAUGCUGUCAUGAGGGAAGGUGUAAUUAGUCCCCCACUUUACGCCCGAAUUGGUGUCACGGCUGUUGUGAUGGUCUCUAGUUUGGUCAUGUUUCUACCAAAUGCAUGUUGCACAAUUGACAUAAUGGAUGUAAUGGUUCUUUAACUGGUAGAAGGGUUUAAACAACACACAAAUUGGGAAAGACGGUCACACGUCAAAUGACCAACUGUAUGGAAUGAAUCGUCAAAGCAGCGUGAUGGUGAUUAUUAAGAGCUACUCUGACAGGCGACGAGCUGCUUGUCUUGUCCUCGGUCCUGAAGAUACAGGAGCAUCAGUGUGUUUUCUGUAAUGGCCCUCAGCUUCUCGCUGUUCAGGAGGAAAAACCUGCUGGAAGUACAGUUGAUUUAAAAAUGUUUCCUCAGUUACAUAACAGAGCACUUUUUGUUCCUGCUCGUCCACAAAGCUUUUCUUUAAUCAACCCAACGUCACAGAAGUCCAAAUCUGUGUCAGUGAAGCUUUGGCACAGAUUCUGUCUUUGUACUCGCUGUGUGUGUCUGUGUGGGUUUCAUUCGAAACAGUCAUGUCAUGCCUCGUCUGGAGUGUCUACAUGAGUAACCCGUUUCUGUGGCUCAGCAAUUCAUCAGCGCAGAGUCUUCAUUUAGAAUUCUGCAUGACAGACUUCAGAUUGACGCCAAGUAACGUUGCCAGUGCUUUGUAGCGCUUGCAUGAAUGAUGGUAUUGUGGCGUAGGGUGUUGCGUAGGGAGAGCUGAUUGCCGAAGCGCGUGCUGUGAAGAGGAGAUAGUGAACAGAGACUUGAGAAGGACAGGGCAGCGCAGACGAGGAGACGAGGACCGAGAAAGCUGUGGGAGGCAAAAAGAGGAAGGACUUGCUAGACCAGGACCACGGGGAGAGAAGUUAAACUGCUAGUUUCUGAGGCUGCCGUCUCCUCCCAACAGGAAUACGCAGGUGUAGACGAUAGAUGAGAGGAUGUUAGUAAGAGGAGACUAGAUUUGAUUUAUUUUUUUUCCCUGAGGAGAAUAGAUGGUUCACUAGCUGCGAGCAGGAUGCAUCUGGUUGUGAAACCGCCACACAAAGCCAUGCUCACCGUGCUGCCUCACUUUGUGGAGAAAGCUGCUCUGACUCGGAGGGAGAUCUGUCGCAUCCUCAGUGAGAGCUUCUUCAUGGUCAAAGGAGCCGCCCUCUUUCUGCAGCAGGGCGGCAGCGCACAAGGACCAAAGACCCCGACCCACCACAAACAUGCAGGUGAUUUACCUCAACACCUGCAGGUCAUGUUUAAGAUCCUCCGGUCUGAAGAUCGCAUUAAGCUGGCCGUACGGUUAGAGAGCGGCUGGUCAGACCGGGUGCGCUACAUGGUCGUCAUCUACACCAACGGCCAUCAAGAUACAGAGGAAAACAUCGUCCUGGGGAUGGACUUCACAGACAAGGACAGUAAAAACUGCUCUAUUGGGAUGGUGCUGCCACUGUGGAGCGAUUCCAACAUACAUUUAGAUGGAGAUGGAGGCUUCAGCGUGAACACGGCAGGGCGAUCACAUGUCUUCAAGCCUGUAUCCGUGCAGGCCAUGUGGUCUGCCCUGCAGGUCCUCCACAAGGCGUGCGAGGUGUCGCGCCGCUUCAACUACUUCCAAGGGGGCAUUGCUCUCACGUGGAUGGCCUUCUAUGAGAGCUGCAUCACCUCGGAGCAGAGCUGCGUCAAUGAGUGGAAUGCUAUGACCGACCUGGAGACCGCCCGGCCCGACUCGCCCACCAUGUUCGUCGACCGGCCAACUGAGCGAGAGAGGACAGAGUGUCUCAUUAAAGCCAAGCUACGCAGCAUCAUGACGUAUCAAGACCUGGAGAACAUCACCUCGAAGGAGAUCCGUAACAAGCUGGAGCAGCAUAUGAGCUGUAACCUCACAGAGUACAAAGAGUUCAUAGACAACGAGAUGCUUUUGAUCCUGGGUCAGAUGGACAAGCCCACACUCAUCCUUGACCAUGUGUACUUGGGCUCCGAGUGGAACGCAUCCAACCUGGAAGAACUACGUGACUGCGGAGUGGGUUUCAUCCUGAAUGUUACCAGAGAGAUCGACAACUUCUUCCCGGGGAUGUUUUCUUAUCACAACAUCCGCGUAUACGACGAGGAUGCUACCGACCUGCUGGCCCACUGGAACGACACCUACAACUUCCUCGUCAAAGCCAAGAAGAACAACUCCAAGUGCCUGGUGCACUGUAAGAUGGGGGUGAGCCGGUCUGCCUCUACAGUUAUUGCCUAUGCAAUGAAGGAGUACGGCUGGUCUCUGGAGAAAGCCUACAACUUUGUCAAGCAGAAACGGAGUAUAGCUCAGCCGAACGCUGGUUUCAUGAGACAGCUGGCAGAGUACGAGGGAAUCCUGGACGCAAGUAAACAUCGCCACAACAAGCUGUGGAGGCCUGAAAGCGAUAAGGAGGGAUCAGAUGAUUUGCAAGCCUCUGGCCACUGUACUGGUGGGGAGGAGACACCAGUGCUCAGAGGGGAAGAAGCCCUGGGAGGCUGCGGGGCCUCUCCGUGCAGGGUUAUGGGUCUGGAGAUGGAGCCCCUUGACUCUCUUAACUAUAACUAUUACUUCAGACGUUUGUCAGACUCUGCAUUAGACAGUGAGCCCUCCACUCCAGUGCGGGGCCCCCCUCUGGUAGGUAUGGAAAGAGUUUUCAUUGAGAUCGAAGACGUGGAGAGGGAUGCCCUAUUGGAGGACGAGGGUUUCCCCAUGGCCCAUUUAGCCCUGCCUGGCGAGGGCACGGCAGCUCAGACGUGCGGCCGCCUCGACCCCCUGGAGGACAUGAGACUGAGGCUGGAGAUCAGUACUUUGGAGGAGGAGGAUGAGGAGGAGGCCAAGAAAGAGGAAGCUGAGAUGGCGGCCCUGGCUCAGACACCUGGGAAUUCCGAUGGGAAGAGGCCAGGGGAGGAUGCUGAGAGGACGGAGGAGAGCCGGUUAGGCCUGGCCAACCUGAACACCAACAACAGCAACCGCAUGGCUGCCAAGCGCAGCUGCCCUGCAGCUUUUGACGACAGUGGUAGCACAGGAAACCCUUUAAAAGUGAAGCCCUCGUAUCAGUCCUGUAAAUACUGCCUCCGUCUACCACAAGUGCGGCGCUGUGACCGUCCAGCAGGAGGCCGUUCUCACCGCCUUAACCCCUCCCGCCACUGCACUAUCCCCACCAUAUGCAUAGAUCCGCCCGGGACCAAUUUUGCCUCCGCCCCAAUUCUGCAGUCUCUGCAAGCCCCCAUUGUUGUCCCACCCAACUUGAUCCAGCCCUCCAGUCAUCUGUACCGCUGCUCCACCUGCACCCCCGGUGUCCCACUAACCAACCGCCCCAAACCGGUCUCACCCAUGAGCUGCGAGGAGACUCCUCCUGGCCGCGGCUUGGUGGACACAGAGGACAUGGACGAACCACAGGGGGACGACAUGGGGGAAGGAAUAUCAAGGGAUGGUACGGGGGCCAUCAGUGUGGCUCCCGCUGAAUGUUUAGAACUACAACCUGGUGGUGCCAUGGAGCUCCAGCAGCAGGCUCUGGCCCAGCUGCAAAUGCCGGGACUGGGGUUAGAAUUUGGUCUGCAACUGAUGCGACAGAGGGCGGAGCAGCUCGAGAAGCUGCCAAGCUUGGCCAUGGAGGGCCAGCUCCCAGUGGGGCCCCUGCCUUAAUACAGUAACCCUUACAUGGAUGAGAUGGAGGAGGAGGUUGGCCACUGCCUUCAGCAGGAACCCUAUGACGGCUGUGGGCCUUUUUUAGAUGACUACCGCUGUGGUGUCGUACCAGAAACGAAGCUCUGCUUUGACCUGAACUGUCAUGUCCUGGCCUCAUAGCUGCACUGUCACAAGCUGCAAACAGCCCUCUCUGUAUUUCCAGAGAGUAUUCUGUCAUUGUCUCCUGGCACUAAGAUCCAGAUGAGGCUGGUUGUUUUGACCAUUCGCUGAAGGCUUGAGUGCUUCUGGCCAGGUAAGGACUGAAGACUUUCCCUGUGUCCUUCCACUUGUCCCUCAGACCGGAUGGAGGCUCACCUGGUCUCUUCUGAGCCUGCUGGCCCCACACCACAUACAGGAUCAUCACACCUCCCCACAGCCCAGUGGAGAUGAGCGUUAUGCUGCCGUAUUUACCCUCAACAGACUUGGCAUAUUCCA
Messenger RNA from Anarrhichthys ocellatus (wolf-eel), 4734 nucleotides. RefSeq names its product slingshot protein phosphatase 1b (gene ssh1b). The record is from RefSeq and is a predicted model, not a curated record. The transcript has 14 exons. Lineage: Eukaryota; Metazoa; Chordata; Actinopteri; Perciformes; Anarhichadidae. Gene Ontology annotation, biological process: protein dephosphorylation; negative regulation of actin filament polymerization. Gene Ontology annotation, molecular function: phosphatase activity; actin binding. The coding region runs from base 1645 to 4257 and encodes 870 amino acids.